UGAGCUGUAUAGUCUCCUCCUCCUUGUACCCUCCCCACCUGCGCUGCGCUGUGUGUUUUCUUUCCCCACCUCUCCUCCUCCUACCUCCUACCCUCCCACCUACCUCUCUGCCUCCUCCCCUCAUCCUUCUUCAUUCCCCAAUUGAGUCGACGCCAGGGGAGCCACCUGCGCCGCACCGAGGAUCGUGUCUCCUGGUCUUGCCCCGAUCCAGCAAAUUCGCCCCUUUCUUGCUCUUGCCGCGGCAGAGCAGUCCGAGGAGAGAUUUUCGGAGCCGAGACUCAGAGCUUCCGUCUCCUUCCUCGUUCUCGGAUUGUUCUUGGUUGUUGCCGAGGGUAGUGCAGGCUGCUAGGGUUGGCCGGUUGAUUCUCUGCGCGUGCGGGCGGCGUAUAUACGUGUCAUGAGAAGAUGAUGCGCGCCAAGGGCAAAGCUACAUUCUUGGACGCCAUGAAGGAGACCACCUCCCCCGUCUCUCCCGCGGCGGCCAAGGAGGCGCUCAAGGAGGACGAGUGGGAGGUGCGGCCCGGCGGGAUGCUGGUGCAGAAGCGCGACCCGGACUCGGACGCCCCCGCGGGCGCGCCCGUGCCCACCGUCCGCCUCAAGGUCAAGUUCAACGGCGUCUCCCACGAGAUCUACAUCAACUCCCAGGCAUCCUUCGGCGAGCUGAAGAAGAUGAUGUCCGAGAAGACCGGGCUGCACCACGAGGACCAGAAGGUGCUCUACAAGGGCAAGGAGAUGGACUCCAAGGCCUUCCUCGACAUGUCCGGCGUCAAGGACCGCUCCAAGCUGGUGCUGCUCGAGGACCCCGACGCGCAGGCCAAGCGCCUCAUCGAGCAGCGCCGCGCCGACAAGGCGCACCGCGCCUCCAAGUCCGUCUCCCGCAUCAGCCUCGACGUCGACAAGCUCGCCACCAAGGUGUCGGCGCUGGAGGCCAUCGUGCGCAAGGGCGGGAAGGUGGUGGAGGCCGACGUGGUCGCCCUCACCGAGGCGCUCAUGACGGAGCUGGUCAAGCUGGACGCCAUCGCCGCCGACGGCGAGGUCAAGGCGCAGCGGCGAUUGCAGGAGAAGCGGGUGCAGAAGUACGUGGAGACGCUGGACGUGAUCCGGGCCAAGAACGCGUCGGCGCCCACGGCCAACGGCAACGGCCACGCCAAGAACGCGGCGGCGCCCAAGGCCAACGGCCACGGCAAUGGGCCGGCGAAGGCCGACCGGUCGCUGCACCUGCCGCCGCGGCCGCCGCCCGUGUCGCAGCGGCGGCAGUUCAAGCAGCAGCCCGCGCCGGCGACCGGCAAGGCUGCGGCGGCGCCGCCCACGGCGAGCUGGGAGACGUUCGACCUGCUGUCGUCAAUGCCGUCGACGUCGUCGGCCACGGCGACCACCACCAUGGCGGCCGCGACCACCACGACGAAGCCGGCCAACAACAGCACCACCUCGCCGAUCCCGCGGUUCGACUGGGAGCUCUUCUAGCCGCAACGCGCGUACCGCCCGUGACGGCAUGGUACAUGCCCCUGCCUAGCUUGAUUCCUUUCUCGUGCGUCCAUCCAUCAGUCGAUCGCUCUGCUCUGCUCGAUCCGACCCGACCAAUCUGGUGCCGAUUGUUUGCUCCUCCGUCUGUUUAUUCUUUCCUUUUCCUCGAUGGAUCGUUUCCCCCAUUUUUCUUUCUUUUACAUUUGUUCCGAGUGUAUGUAUGUAUGUACAUCAAACAACAGAAGAUGAACAGGCCCUGGCCGGUGAAGUGGCGAGCGUGUUCGUCCAUUCCGUUCCGUCCCGUCCCGUCCGUGCAGAAAAUAAGCGCCGGUGGUGGUCUUAGUGUGAAGGAUUUUUCUUUUGAAAAAUAGCAUGUAUAUGUGAUUCAUACUACCUACAUACUACUUAAAUCAAUCGAUUCCUCUA
Messenger RNA from Aegilops tauschii subsp. strangulata, 1890 nucleotides. Its product is annotated as BAG family molecular chaperone regulator 3. Gene Ontology annotation, cellular component: cytoplasm. Gene Ontology annotation, molecular function: protein-folding chaperone binding; adenyl-nucleotide exchange factor activity. Lineage: Eukaryota; Viridiplantae; Streptophyta; Magnoliopsida; Poales; Poaceae. The record is from RefSeq and is a predicted model, not a curated record. Gene Ontology annotation, biological process: protein stabilization.